AUGUUGAUCAUCCACAGAGCGGGUUGUCAAGGUGGACAGCGAGGUCACGGGGUCGCCUGUGACGUCGACAGCCACGGGGAGAAUGAGUGCGUGUUCGCUAGAGACGGCAAACUCUCCAUCCGAGACUUGACACACACCUUCAAAGGAGACCGCUGUCCUAGUCUGGUGGGCAAGCCCAAGAUCUUCAUCUUCCAGGCUUGUCGUGGGGAUAAACAUGACGAGCCAGUCAGUCCUAUAGUAGACGUGGUGGACUGUGAGGUUCAUGCUAACCAGCUGGUUGUGGAUGCUGGGACGGUACACACACUUCCUGCUGGUGCGGACUUCCUGAUGUGCUACUCUGUGGCCGAGGGUUAUUUCUCCCACAGAGAGACGUUGAAUGGAUCGUGGUACAUCCAGGACCUAUGUGAAGUGCUCCAGGAGUACGGAACGCGGCUGGAGAUCACAGAGAUGAUGACGCUAGUUAACCGCCGGGUGUCGCUGCGACGCGUAGAGAACUGUGCCGACCGCAACGCCAUCGGGAAGAAACAGGUCCCUUGCUAUACCUCUAUGCUCACAAAGAAACUUUACUUCAGAUCCAAGAAGCUCUGA
Molecule: messenger RNA, 588 nt
Organism: Oncorhynchus gorbuscha (pink salmon)
Lineage: Eukaryota; Metazoa; Chordata; Actinopteri; Salmoniformes; Salmonidae
Product: caspase-6-like
Exons: 5
Coding region: 1-588 (195 amino acids)
Biological process (GO): apoptotic process; proteolysis
Cellular component (GO): cytoplasm
Source: RefSeq, a predicted model, not a curated record